GAUCUAUUCUAGGAUUCAUCCACCACCUCGAACAAUACCCCAUCUACAACCAUCUACCUCUAUCUAUCUCUGACGCCUUCUCCACCAUCCGCUUAAUUACACAUCGCCUAGCCAAAUACCGCCCUAUAUAAUGUCGGACGAACCCGUGCUAAAGGCAGACAAGGACUUCACUGAAACACUAGACAGACAGCUUCCGGAGAUAUUAUCACUCACUAAGACAAACAAAGCAAACCUCCCAGCCGCCAUCGAAAAGCUCCUAGCAUUAGAAAAGCAAACGAGACAGGCUAAUGAUUUGGCUUCUACCAACCGCCUCCUCACCACGAUUGUUUCACUAUGCAAGGAUGCCGGGGAGUGGAAGCUUAUGAACGAGCAUGUCCAAAUACUCUCAAAGAAACAUGGCCAACUGAAGCAGGCCACAACUAAGAUGGUGCAGACUGUGAUGGGUUUCCUUGAUGAGACACCUGAUACCGAGACGAAGCUCUCCGUUAUUGAAACGUUGAGGACAGUUACUGAAGGCAAGAUUUUUGUUGAGGUUGAGCGGGCUCGUAUAACCCGCAUCCUCUGCCAUAUCAAGAAGGCCCAGGGUGACCUUGCCGGAGCCACUGAUGUUUUGUGUGAACUUCAAGUCGAAACAUUCGGGUCUAUGGAUCGACGGGAGAAGACAGAAUUUAUUCUCGAGCAAGUCGAGUUCUGUAUUGAACGUGGAGACUUCACCCAGGCGGGAAUUCUUUCGCGAAAAAUUUCUACAAAAUACUUUGCCCAAAAAGAAGUAUCUGAUCUGAAAUUGAAGUUUUAUGAUCAGCAAAUCCAACUUGCAAAACAAGAGGAUAAAUAUCUGGAUGUGUGCAAACACUAUAAGGCAGUUUACGACACCCCGAGUGUAGUUGAGGACCCUCAUAAGUUGAAGAGUGUACUCGAGAGGAUCAUAUAUUACAUUAUCCUGGCCCCCUACGAUAACGAGCAAUCAGACCUACUGCAUCGCAUUCAUGCAGAUCCGAAUCUAAGUUUGGUUCAAAAACAAUCAAAUCUUCUCAAAUGCUUUACAGUUCAUGAGUUGAUGCGCUGGCCUCUUAUCGCUGAAAAUUACGGGGCCGGGUUACGCACUUCCGAUGUUUUUGCGAUUGGUGACCCUAGGGCCGAGAAACGCUGGGAUGACCUGAGGAAACGUGUUAUCGAACACAAUGUAAGAGUUGUCGCAAAGUAUUAUACCAGGAUCAGGAUGGACAGAUUAAAGGUUCUCCUCGAUCUGGACGAGGAUGAGGCCGAAACCUAUCUAAGCCAGCUGGUAACCCAAAAGACUGUCUACGCCAAAAUAGAUAGACCUGCGAGAAUCAUCUCCUUUGCUGAGCCCCGAGACGCGGACGAUGUCCUUAAUGAAUGGAGUGGCAAUAUGAAGAGUCUUCUAGGGCUGUUGGAGAGAAUUGACCAUCUGAUCACAAAGGAGGAAAUGAUGGCCAAUAUCGCCCCAAAGGUUAAGAGCAAAGGAAAGGCUAAAUGAGGUGGAUGUAGCUAGAUUUGUGUAUAAUAGACAUUGCGGCAAUACACGCAAAGUUGCUAGCUCCUUAUUCACACCACAUUUCCUCUGCCUGCAA
Molecule: messenger RNA, 1592 nt
Organism: Tuber melanosporum (Perigord truffle)
Lineage: Eukaryota; Fungi; Ascomycota; Pezizomycetes; Pezizales; Tuberaceae
Exons: 7
Coding region: 131-1498 (455 amino acids)
Cellular component (GO): proteasome regulatory particle, lid subcomplex; cytoplasm; nuclear proteasome complex
Source: RefSeq, a predicted model, not a curated record